UGUUUCCCGGGAUCUACGUCACGCUUUUUUUCUUCAUGAAGCUCCUUUUUUUUUAUUCCGAAGGGGUCCCAGCAAAUAAAGACAGCUCACAUUCCCGUUUGGACGCAAGAUAGUGAGCAGCAGGAAUCCCCGGGCGAAGAUAAGGCAGUAGGAGUAGCUGCAUUUCCCGAACCCGGUCGUUUCUCCCUGACACGCUCCGUCCUAUGUCCUGCACUGUACAGUACACGCCCGGUUGUUGAUGAAAACGAGCCGUGGAUUUCAGCACCGGAGCUGUCCAGGCAGAGAACCACACUGCAAUACAGUAUUCUCCGAAGAAUAAAACCUGCACAAAUCUGAUAGUUUUACCUAGGCUUUUGAAAGACGGAAUUUUAUUGGGAAUUACGUUAAUGCAUACGCGCAAAAUACACACACCAAGCCUUGGUCUGAGAUGCUGAGUGGACUUUGCUGAGAAAAGGAAGUCUCAACUAAGGAGGUCUACGAAGUCAUUUUCAUCCCAGAGCCAUGGGGGUGCUGAUGUCUAAGAAACAGAGUGUGGAGAAGGUGCAGAAAGUCAGUGUGGUGGUGUCAGCCUUCAAGGAUGGGCUGAAGGACAGGCCGCCCCCAGCCCGCCGGCCUGAGGCUGCCGAGGCCCCUGUAGAGGCAGAGGACAAGCCGCCGGAACCUGUGGCCCCUCAGGAGGAAGACAACAAGCCCGGGGCCUCCAGCUCCCAGCCUCCUCCCAGGGAUGAGUGUAAAGUCAAUCAGGAGGCGUGGUCUAGACUCCGGGAUGGCAAGGGGGUGGAGCCUGAGGAGCUGGAAAGAGCCAAUCAGCUCACUCCUCCAGCAUUUGUCCGGCCAAAGAGAGACUCCGAUGAUGACCAACCUAUUGAAAUUCCUCUGGAAAAACAAGAACAGCCAGUGAAUGAUGAGAUAUGUGAGAUCUGUGAGGUGUGGACAGCAGAAGACCUGUACCCCUGCCGGGUCUGCACCAGGGUCUUCCAUGAUGGCUGCCUGCGUGAAAUGGGCUAUCUGCACAGUGACACCCUGGAAGACCUCACUGAAACAGCACACACAGCCACGGGCUGGAGCUGCUACUACUGUGAUAAUGUCAACCUGCUUCUGACUGAAGAAGAGAUGUACAGUUUGAUGGAAACCUUCAAGCAGUGCAAGAUCAUCCCAGAGUCCUGCCUCGUUUCGGAUGAGUUCCUGCACUACAAGCAUUUUGUGUCCCGGCAGCUGUUUGAGAAACAGCUGUCAGAUGAGCAGGAAGAGGAAGUACUGGGACAGUUCUCUGCCCUCGACCAUGAGAAGAAGGGCUCGAUCGAAUGGGCUGAUUUCCUUUACCACGAGUCCCUUUUGGUCCUACAGAAGUUCCGGUCUGAGAAUUCGUUGAUCAGACUACUGACAGCGAAAGAGAAGGAUCGAACAAGAGCCACUUUCCUGGGUCUGGAUCGGGAUAAGGAUGGGCUGAUCACAGGAACAGAGGUGCGGAAAGCGCAGCACACCUGGUUCCGCAAGCAUACCAAGGAGUCUCAGUCCUGCAAUGUCAGACUUGUCGGAUUGUGUUCUCCUGUGUUGAAUUUAAGCAUUAGUCAUGUUGGUCCAAUAUCAGAAAGCAGCCCAGCAAGCUCAGGCAGUGGAAAGAGCCGGGAUAAAGCAUUGCUGUCUACUGAGCAGGAUGAUAGCAGGCAAGUGAACUGGCAGGAGUUUCUGAAGGAGAGUGUCGUCUACAUCCUGGCAGCUCGCCCAAACAGUGCUGCAAUUCACCUUCGUCCUCCGCUAUAACCAUGACAGAGUCCUUGGGAAGAGGGAACAUGCCCAAUAGAUGAAAUCACUGAAGGAAAGCUGUCAGCACACGGGGAUUUCUUUCCAGAGCAUAAAGGGGAUGACGUGGACACUGUUGACUUGAAAUUAAUUUUGAGACUUAUCGAUCAUUUUAAAAAUCAAGUGCUGCCAACUGGGAGCAGCGCAGGCACAAAUAAAGGAAUGAAAAGCUAUUUACAAUAUAUAAUGUAUAUUUAUUCUCAUAUACAGGCAGCAAAGUUUUUAUUUGUCAGUAGCAAGCGCUCUUGGUUAAAAAGAACUAGAUAUCUCAAUCUGUGGAACAUUCUCCAUUACUGUAGUUAUGAGCACAUUAACAGUAAUUAUUAUUAUUAUUAAUGUAUUAAAACAUCUUAUAAGUGAAGCAAAAAUAACUAACAGGGACAUGUUCUAAACAUGUUUUCUGAUAUCAAGCCACUAGUAAGCUGCAAACAUGUUUAGGAAACUGAGUGGCAAAUGUGCUGACCUGUCCUAAGACUAGGAUGUGAGUCUUUGCCCUUUUUGCUUCGCUUUUAUGUAUAAACCAGCUUUUCUUUUAACAAAGGAAAAUUAUCAAGUUUUUCAUGCUGUGAAAAAGCCCAGUUCAUAUAAUUGACCAUACCUACUACAUUUACUGUACAUUUAAGGAUUAUUCUUGAAACAAAUACAUUAAGUGUUAGAUAGUUUUCCAACUUUAAAUUAUUCCCAUAUCCCUAAACACUAUAUUAAGAACUUAAUAUAUGACAUUUAACUGGAUUUUUUUUUGUUAUGGAGCUGUGUUAGUAAGAUAUACUGUAAGCUCUAACCUCUGUAUUGUGCACAUCUGCUUCAAGCAUUGUAUUGCAAAUGAGCUGAAGUCUAUUGCUUCGUUUCCAUCUGCUGUGGAAAAUAAUAUAAAUUCAAUCAAAACCAUUCCCAUGAGCUUGAUGUACAGUAUGUUGAGAAAAGUUUUGUCAUUGAAACAGUUAUAGUGUGAAUUAUGGACUUCAUAUGAUAAUUUUAAACCUGAGUUUUUGCAGAUAUCAUUAUACCAAUCACAGUGCAUUCGGCAGCAUUUCUAGAUACAAAAAAAGAUCAGUUACACAUACAAACAUCCUUGUAAUCAUCUUAUAACAGCAGACUGUAAGCUGAUGGAAACGGUAACAGAAUACUGAAUAGCACAUAUCCAAGAGAAAGUCUUUUAUUUAUGUUGGAUGCAGUUACAGAUGAAAACAGGUUUGAGAUUUCAGAACUGUUCAAAGGCAGUAAGAGGAUAGCAAACACUGUCAAAUAGAGCAAAUACGACAGAAUACUACAGCACAUUACAAUGGACAUAAAUAUGGUUAGAAAUAAGAGGAGGGCAUUCAGCAUCUAACCAAUUUGGUUGAAGCAAAUUGAACCAAGGAUCUUAUCUAGCUGUCUCUUGAAUAAAGUUCAUCAGCAUGGCUGGGUAGCUUGUUCCUUACUCCCACAACCCUUGGGCUAAAGAAUAGUCUCCUGUUCUUGGUUUUAAAUGCACUUUGUUUCGCUUAUAUCCUCUGGUUUGUGUUUCACUAGUCAUUCUGACAAAGUGCACGGGGUCAGCCUCAACAAUGGCAAUGAAUACUUGCAUUAGGUCUUCUCAUAAUCUUUUCUAUAAAGACAAAAAAGAUUCAGCUCCAUAAGCCUUUCAGUGUAGGGCAGUCUUAUAAGCCCCAGAAUGUGUCUGGUUUCUCUUCUCUAGACUGAUUUCAGAGCCAAUUUCUAUAACAUGUUGACCAAACAUUCUAAAUAAGGCCUUACUAGUGUAUUUUAUCAUUUUAACAUAACAAAUCAUGAUUUAAAUUAAAUAUGCUUUUGACUACACACCCUAACAUUUAAUUGCCUCCCCACAUUGUCCAGAUGUACUGUAAAUGGUGUGUCCUCAUGAACAAAUAAGUCAUUUUCAUUAUUAGCCUCUUCUGUCUCAGUUUCCCACUUUGUAUUUAUACAGUAGUUUAUGUUUUUGCUACCUGUAUGUAAAACACGUGCUUGCUUAAAUUAAAACUUGUUUGCCAAGUUGUGAAUUUGAUCUAAAUCACUUUGCAUUUCAUUUGCUUCUUCUGCUGUGUUUGCUAAUUCUUGUAAUUUGGUACAAUCUGUAACUUUGACUAGUUUACUAACUCUGGUACUGAUUUCCUUUCAUUUGGAUGCUUUCUCCCACCUGCUCUCUGCCUGUUCUGUGCCAGCUUUGUCCUUUGUUCUACUAUAGUUUACACCCCUGCCACCUUCAUUGUGCUUUCUUUGUGUUUAUUCUUUCUAAUUUUCAGCAUGGAAUUAAACUUUACUCAUUAAGAAGACCAGUGGCCCUAGUACAGAUCCUUAUAUUACAACACUUUUCAAUCCAAAUGUUCAUGUUCCAUGAACACAUACUGCCUAUAAUUUGACAAUCUUUUUAUGGACACGUAUUGUACUGUAUGUCAUAGAUUCUGUUUGUAUCCAUUCCUGUUGUUGGUUGUUCAUAUAAAUUAUCAACAUGGACAUAAAUAUGGUUAGAAAUAAGAGGAGAUCCACGUGAUGGAUGGACACUACAUUAGCAAUUAUCCAAUCUGUGGAUACAACCAAGGAUCUUGAAGAGUUGUUGUCAGUGGCUUCUGUAUAACAUCUCAUGUUUCUUAAGUACAAUUGGUAAGAUACCAUGGGGUCCCAAACAAUUUCUUGCCAUGUAUACUGUAUGUGUCUACUAAAGACUUUACUUUAAGUCUUAACUAAUUAAGUUCAUCUGUUUGAAUAAUCAAUAACACAUAAACCGUAAAGAGAACAGAAUGAUAAUAAAUUAAUAACAGAGUGGUAAUGAAUGUGCUUAAUUAGUAAUUUGGUAAUAUAUCUACACACUCUAUUAUUACAGUUGGGUUUUGGGAGAAUUUGGGAGAACAGACAAACCAGCCUUGUUUUUAAUGCUAGAAUUUUGUGUUCUUUCAAGAAAUUGCUGAAAGAGAUCCUGGUAUCAAGUAAUCUGAUUAUCAAAUGAUCUUCCACUCAUAACCUUGUACCCUUUCUUGUGUUCUAAUUUAAUAUCAGAUCAUGCAGUAAUCAGUAGAUCUUUGUCACUUUAGGGGCAUCAAAGCACACAGUGAAAUAUUUUCUUUAUUUUUUUUAAGCUCACUGUGAAAUGAUCUGCCAUAACAAAAUAAGUUGCAUUUAAACCAAUGUAUGUUGCACAAAAUGCAAAGACUGCAUCACCUGGUAGUCUGGUUUUGGGGCAUCAUAGAGGCUCAGACACUGACAGUCCCAUGUGAUGCUGAUAUGCCACAGGCACUUAUGAAUUGUGAAAAUUCAGUCCAGACUUCCUGUGUUAUGAGGCUUUACCAUUUUAAGUCUACAUGUGUUUUAGACAACAUCACUGUUUCACACUGUGGAUCUUGUGUCAGGAUUUCAUUAUGAAGGUUGUUAAUUGGUAUCCCAAUGAGAGUAAAACAAAUACUAUUAUCUGCCAUUUGAUUAGUUAUUCCAGCCACUUAGUCUAGAUGGACAUUAAUUAUCAUCAGCUACAAUGGGGUGGACUUUAGUCUUUGCUUGACUGCUGUGAUUUAUCUCCUAAGGUAAAGGCUGUAUCUAUGUUGUUACAGUUGACAUGAAUUGUUUCUCCAGUGAUGGAUGAACAGUAUAUCCUUCAAGAUAAAUGUGGGAGAUCGGAUAAUGGCUCGGGAGAUAGAUGAAAUACUGAGUGGAUCUUACUGUAUGUAACAAUCUCAGUCCCAAUGAGCCCUGUUACAUGAUCCUCUGACAUGAAUGCUAGUGCACUAUCAGAUGAAGAUUGCCCGGUUAUGCUGCCUGCACAUUUAAUGCAACUAUCACAUUUCCUGUUUGUCAUUUUUGUACUGCUCAUAUUAUUUUCCUAGGAAGUUAAAUAUAUCUUUUUCUGGGUGGAGCUCUUUGACUCAUGGUAAUCUUUACACACAAGUGACCCAAAUCAUAAUAAAUAACAAUGGGGAUGAGGAUGACUAUGAAUGGAAGAAUUACUAUGACAGGUACUGUAAGUGGUGAAGGUCAUUAUGAGUAGAAUGCUGGUAGAUGUGAAUGCAUACAAAUUAAUUGCCUCCAAGGCCUUGCCAAUAAAACGUUUAUACUAUAGGCACUUCAGAUGAAGCUUUGAUUCUGUGCUACUGAAAACAACAACAACUUAAACUAGUGAUCAGUGACUUAUCAACAAUUCAUUACAGAAAGAUAUUAAUUAUUCUUGAAAAUAUCAAAACUAAUUACAAUUUGAUCUUUAGCCUUUUAUUUGUGAAUUUACUUUCUUGAUAUGGGAGGCUUAAUUUCUACGCAUAUAUUUUCCCCCAGCCUGCAAGAUCAGAGCUCUGAACAUAGGGUCAUGCACUGACAUCAAGUACAAUUCUCCCACACGCCUGAUGUUUCAGAAUUUACGUUCACCUUAUGGUUUGUAACAAGACAUGAUAUUGGACAGCUAGGAAAAAAAAAUGUUCUUCCAAUGAUAUUUUUUCAAAUGAAGUUGUUGAGAGUUAAUAAGGGCUUUUAGUGAUUUGUCUUGACAGCAACAUGGGAAAAAGCAAUUUAUAAAAGUGAAAUAAAACAGUUUGACAAGUAA
Messenger RNA from Lepisosteus oculatus (spotted gar), 6325 nucleotides. It is a transcript of the gene phf24, whose product is annotated as PHD finger protein 24. Gene Ontology annotation, molecular function: transcription corepressor activity; calcium ion binding. The record is from RefSeq and is a predicted model, not a curated record. Gene Ontology annotation, cellular component: nucleus; cytoplasm. NCBI's taxonomy places the organism in Eukaryota, Metazoa, Chordata, Actinopteri, Semionotiformes, Lepisosteidae.